Molecule: messenger RNA, 1512 nt
Organism: Cyanidioschyzon merolae strain 10D
Lineage: Eukaryota; Rhodophyta; Bangiophyceae; Cyanidiales; Cyanidiaceae
Product: 3-deoxy-7-phosphoheptulonate synthase
Exons: 1
Coding region: 1-1512 (503 amino acids)
Biological process (GO): aromatic amino acid biosynthetic process
Molecular function (GO): 3-deoxy-7-phosphoheptulonate synthase activity
Source: RefSeq, a predicted model, not a curated record
AUGGCAGUUUGUUUCGUUCUUCCGCACAAUGGACUCGCGGCAGUAGCCGGGAGGCGAGCGCAGAGUGGCUGGAAACCCAGCGGUGCCCUCUUCCGCGAAACGAGAAUGGUUAUUAGCGCCAAGCCUGAUUCAAAGAAAAAUACUGGUGGUCGCGUAUGGCGACCUUCUUCUUGGCGGGAAAUGCCUGUCAAACAGGUACCGACGUACCCAGACGAGGCGAGGCUGCAGGAUGUUGAGGCGAGGCUGCACAAGGCGCUGCCCCUGGUCUACACUGGUGAGUGUGAGCACCUGAAAAAGCUGAUUGCAAAAGCCAGCCGCGGAGAAGCAUUCGUUCUACAAGGAGGCGACUGUGCGGAGUCAUUCGAGGAGUUCGAAAAGUACGGUGGCGACAACAUACGGGAUACUUUUCUCCUGCUCAUUCAGAUGAGCAUCGUUCUCAUGUACGCCCUCGGGUUGCCGGUGGUGAAAAUCGGUCGCAUGGCUGGGCAGUUUGCGAAACCACGCACAUCGCCUAUGGAGCGGGAAAAGAAUAAGAAGCUUGAACUGCCCAGCUAUCGUGGCGACAUGAUCAACGGGCCCGAGUUCGAAGCACGAGCGCGCGUGCCCGAUCCCGAACGGAUGCUCCGAGCGUAUCACCAGAGCACUGCGACGAUCAACCUCGUGCGAGCGCUUGCGUAUGGUGGUUUCGUGGAUCUACAUCGCAUCCAUGAAAUCAACUUGGAAUUCGUGAACGGCACACCGCAGGGAAAACGCUUUUUCGAAUACGCUGCUCGGAUCACGGAUGCUCUGCGCUUCAUGUCGAGCUGCGGCAUUCAAGCCAACUCCCCGAUGAUCAAACAGGCAGAGUUUUUCGUCUCACACGAGGCACUUCUGCUUCCAUACGAAGAAGCGCUCGUACGCCAGGACAGAGAGACCGGCAAGUACUAUGCAACUUCAGGCCAUAUGAUCUGGUGCGGCGACCGAACCAGACAGCCAGAUGGUGGCCAUGUCGAGUUCCUACGCGGCAUCGCGAACCCGAUUGGGAUCAAAUGCGGACCCUCUCUGACUGAGGCGGAGUUGAUUGAGCUGCUGGACAUUUUGAAUCCGGACAAUGAGCCAGGUCGCAUUACGCUGAUCUCACGUGUUGGUGCUGGACGAGUACGCGAACAUCUGCCUCGUUUUAUUGAAUGCGUGCAGCGUGAGGGACGAAUCGUUACCUGGUCAUGUGAUCCAAUGCACGGAAAUACGGUAACAACUGCAUCCGGAGUGAAAACUCGGCGAUUCGACGACAUUUUAAGCGAAGUCAAGGAAUUUUUUGAAGUUCAUCGUGAAAUGGGCUCGAUUCCGGGCGGUAUUCAUCUGGAAAUGACCGGCCAGAAUGUGACAGAAUGCAUCGGAGGUAUGUAUGAGCUCUCGGAUGCGGAUCUGGCCACUCGUUUUGAAUCUCGAUGCGAUCCGAGACUGAAUGCGAGCCAGAGCCUGGAAUUAGCUUUUCUGCUCUCGGAGUACAUGUCGGGCAAGCGUACGGAUUGA